Messenger RNA from Dentiscutata erythropus, 255 nucleotides. The record is from the annotation of a GenBank genome assembly. Lineage: Eukaryota; Fungi; Glomeromycota; Glomeromycetes; Diversisporales; Gigasporaceae.
AUGAUUCAAAGUAAAAAUUAUGUUGAAUACAAAUAUUAUUACAAAUAUUCUGUAGAAUUUCGUAACGAGAUUAUGAAAUGGGUGAGAAGAUCAACUAUCAAUCCUUUAAUCGCAAAAUUAAAAUGGGAAUGGUUAAUUACCUUUAACUAUAUUGACGAGUUAGAAAAUAAAUUGAAAAAAUAUGAUCAAUUUAAAUUUGAAGAAAUCAUCAAGGAAAUAUGUAAAAAUUUAGCUAUAAAAGAAAGGAAGGAUGUG